CUUAUCCACACUCCACCCACAAUCCUUUAUCUCUUAGUUUUUUCUUCCUCUCCCACAUCACUCUCCUUUUAUCAAUCCCACUAAUAAUCCAUCAACCCACAAAUUCAACAAAAACCCAGUUCUUGCAGCCACCAUCUAUGGCAGCCAUGAACUCCAGUGUUUUGGCCUGCAACUAUGCCAUUUCAGGCUCUGCAUCUUCCUCAUCUGAGCUCAAUUCCAAGCUUAUUGCAUCCCCAGCCGUGUCUGGUGUCAAGAAGAUGCCUGUGAUCAGAGCCCAACAAGUUAAGGUUUCAGAAUCUUCAUCAAAGGCCAGUGAAGGAAGAAGAGCUGCAAUGAUUUAUCUGGCAGCCACCCUUUUCACCACGGCUGCUGCUUCUGCAAACUCUUCUGCUAAUGCUGGAAUCAUUGAUGAGUACCUUGAGAGGAGCAAAGCUAACAAGGAGUUGAAUGACAAGAAGAGGCUGGCAACUAGCGGAGCAAACUUUGCAAGGGCAUACACAGUUGAGUUUGGAACAUGCAAGUUCCCUGAAAACUUCACCGGCUGCCAAGAUCUUGCAAAACAAAAGAAAAUUCCGUUCAUCUCUGAUGAUUUGGAGUUGGAGUGUGAAGGGAAGGACAAGUACAAGUGCGGUUCUAAUGUCUUCUGGAAAUGGUGAAUUUUAAGAAUCAAGCCGUUUCAUUUGAGACCUUGUAUCUAAUUUUCCAUUAAAUCAAAAUAUUUGUUUAAUAAUCU
Messenger RNA from Carica papaya (papaya), 733 nucleotides. RefSeq names its product photosystem I reaction center subunit PSI-N, chloroplast, putative / PSI-N, putative (PSAN) (gene PSAN). Lineage: Eukaryota; Viridiplantae; Streptophyta; Magnoliopsida; Brassicales; Caricaceae. Gene Ontology annotation, cellular component: chloroplast photosystem I. The record is from RefSeq and is a predicted model, not a curated record. Gene Ontology annotation, biological process: photosynthesis.